Lycium ferocissimum is the source of this 1602-nucleotide messenger RNA. RefSeq names its product cold shock domain-containing protein 3-like. The record is from RefSeq and is a predicted model, not a curated record. Gene Ontology annotation, molecular function: zinc ion binding; nucleic acid binding. NCBI's taxonomy places the organism in Eukaryota, Viridiplantae, Streptophyta, Magnoliopsida, Solanales, Solanaceae. The coding region runs from base 281 to 1381 and encodes 366 amino acids. The transcript has a single exon.
GUUAUAAAAAUAUUUAUUCAAUAUAAAACGAAAUUUUCCAUAUCUGGGUAGGGCUUAAAUUGCUUCUUUUUUUAUUUUUCUUCCUUUUUUGGCCUUGAUCCUCAACUACCAAAAAAAUACAACCAAACCCAUCUAAAAUCAGGGAUCCGAUUAAGCCCUAACACAAUUAGGCUUAACAAAUUAACCUAUAUAUACUCCCUAUCAUAGAAACCAAAUUUACUUAGUAGCUUUUUCAAAGAAUUAGGGCACAAAAAAAAAUAAAAAAUCACCUUGUUCAUCAAUGGCAACAACUCGAUUAACAGGGAUUGUUUCCCGUUUUAGUAACCAAAAAGGUUACGGUUUCAUUAAACCUGAUAAUGGAAGUGAAGAUGAUGUAUUUGUUCAUCAAUCUGAGAUUAAAUCUGAUGGUUUUCGUUCAUUAUAUGAAGGUCAAAAAGUUGAGUUUACUGUAACUGGUAACGGUGAUAAGUAUCAGGCCGUUGAUGUUACCGGUCCUAACGGUGAAUCUCUUGACGGUAACGUUGGUGCUAGGGUUAGGGUUAGGGUUAGUGGGAAUGGGAGUAAGUGUUAUAAUUGUGGGAGGAUUGGACACGUGGCUAGGGAUUGUGAUGGUGAUCGUAAUGGUGGUGGUGGUGGGGCGUGUUAUACGUGUGGGAUGACGGGGCAUAUAGCUAGGGAUUGUGAUCGUAGUGGUGGUGGUGAUCGUAAAAGUAAUGGUGGUGGUGCGUGUUACACGUGUGGAGUGACGGGUCAUAUAGCUAGGGAAUGUGAUCGUGAUCGUAUUGGUGGUGAUCGUAAUGUUGGGGGUGGUGGUCCGUGUUAUACUUGUGGGAUGACGGGGCAUAUAGCUAGGGAAUGUGAUCGUGAUCGUAUUGGUGGUGAUCGUAAUGUUGGGGGUGGUGGUGCGUGUUAUACUUGUGGGAUGACGGGGCAUAUAGCUAGGGAAUGUGAUCGUGAUCGUAUUAGUGGUGUUGUUGGUGGUGAUCGUAAUGUUGGGGGUGUUGGGGGUGGUGGGUGUUAUACUUGUGGGAUGACAGGGCAUAUAGCUAGGGAUUGUGACCGUAUUGGUGGUGUUGUUGGUGAUCGUAAUGCUGGUGGUGGUGGUUGUUAUAAUUGUGGUGGGUUUGGGCACAUGGCUCGAGAUUGUCCAAGUGAGAGACGUGGUGGUGGUGGUGGUAAUGAGGGUUGUUAUAAUUGUGGAUUGCCGGGGCACUUGGCAAGGGACUGUUCACGCGAGAGUGGUGGUGGUGGCAAUUUUGGGAGAUUCGGUGGUGGUGGUGACAGGUUUGGAAGAUCUGGUGGUGCUGGUAGUGGCAAGUGUUACAACUGUGGAGAAGGUGGCCAUUUUGCUAGGGAAUGCACUAGUCCAGCUGUGAAGUGAGAAAGUCUUAUUAUUUAGGAGUAUUUUAAUAUGGACAAUUUGAUGUGUGUUUUUUUUUUUUUAGUCCUUUUAUAUUCCUACAUAACAUGGAUUGGUAGCUUUUAGGAUAAGACUAAUUAGUUGUUGAGAUUUUGCUACAAACUGUUCCUGUGAUGGAAAGUUUUGAUUUUUUUGGUUGGUUAUACAAAUAUAUAUAUAAUGAGUUUGGCCCGUUUUUGCUA